AUGUUGACCCGUCUUCGCAGUGCAGCUUUGCGCGGGGCCGCCGGUACACGCGCCGCCUCAGGGAUGCCUACCGCCGAUCACAAGGGCCGCGUCGGCUACGUGUCGCAGGUUAUCGGCGCUGUUGUGGAUGUACACUUUGCGGAAGGCGUGCCGCCGGUGUUAACUGCUUUGGAUGUGGUGGAAAAACUUGGCCGUGACGAGCCCUUGACACUUGAAAUUGUGCAGCACUUGGACGCCCACACCGGCCGUUGCAUUGCGAUGCAGACGACAGAUCUGCUUAAGCUGAAAUCGAAGGUAGUCUCGAGUGGCGGGAACAUUUCUGUGCCUGUGGGUCGGGAGACACUUGGCAGAAUCUUCAAUGUGCUGGGCGAUGCCAUUGACCAGCGCGGCCCUGUUGGAGAGAAGCAACGCAUGCCUAUUCACGCUGUGGCACCAAAGUUGGCGGAUCAGGCGGCAGAGGACACCAUUCUCACAACGGGUAUCAAGGUGAUUGAUCUGAUUUUGCCCUACUGCAAGGGUGGGAAGAUUGGUCUUUUUGGUGGUGCUGGCGUGGGCAAGACGGUUAUUAUCAUGGAACUUAUUAACAACGUUGCCAAGGGCCAUGGUGGGUUCUCCGUCUUUGCGGGUGUUGGUGAACGCACGCGUGAGGGAACGGAUCUUUACCUGGAGAUGAUGCAAUCCAAAGUUAUUGACCUGAAGGGUGACUCGAAGUGUGUGUUGGUGUAUGGUCAGAUGAACGAGCCUCCGGGUGCCCGUGCUCGUGUGGCGCAGUCUGCCUUGACAAUGGCCGAGUACUUCCGUGAUGUGGAAGGGCAAGACGUGUUGCUUUUUAUCGACAACAUUUUCCGCUUUACGCAGGCAAACUCUGAGGUGUCAGCGCUGUUGGGUCGUAUUCCCGCUGCCGUCGGCUACCAGCCUACCCUUGCUGAGGAUCUUGGACAGUUGCAGGAGCGCAUUACGUCCACGACAAAAGGUUCCAUUACCUCUGUGCAGGCUGUGUACGUGCCAGCCGAUGAUAUUACCGACCCUGCGCCAGCAACGACCUUUUCCCACCUCGAUGCCACGACGGUGCUGGACCGUGCCGUUGCCGAAUCCGGCAUUUACCCCGCUGUCAACCCACUGGAGUGUGCCUCGCGUAUCAUGGACCCGGAUGUGAUCAGCGUUGACCACUACAACGUGGCGCAGGAUGUGGUGCAGAUGCUUACCAAGUACAAGGAGCUGCAGGAUAUUAUUGCGGUGCUUGGCAUUGAUGAGCUCAGUGAGGAGGAUAAACUUAUCGUGGACCGUGCGCGUAAGGUGACAAAGUUUCUCUCCCAGCCUUUCCAGGUGGCGGAGGUGUUUACUGGCAUGACAGGCCACUACGUGCAGCUGGAGGAGACCAUUGAGUCCUUCUCCGGCCUGUUGAUGGGCACAUAUGAUCAGGUGCCGGAGAUGGCGUUCUACAUGGUGGGCGGCAUCACGUCCGUGCUGGAGAAGGGGAAGAAGAUGGCAGAGGAGGCCGCAGAACUUGAAAAACUUCGUCGUGCCCGUGCCGCCCAGGCAGGCCAGAAGGAAUAG
This is a messenger RNA of Trypanosoma cruzi, 1557 nucleotides long. RefSeq names its product ATPase beta subunit, putative. The record is from RefSeq and is a predicted model, not a curated record. The coding region runs from base 1 to 1557 and encodes 518 amino acids. Gene Ontology annotation, biological process: proton transmembrane transport; proton motive force-driven mitochondrial ATP synthesis. The transcript has a single exon. NCBI's taxonomy places the organism in Eukaryota, Euglenozoa, Kinetoplastea, Trypanosomatida, Trypanosomatidae. Gene Ontology annotation, molecular function: ATP binding; proton-transporting ATP synthase activity, rotational mechanism; ATP hydrolysis activity.